Oryza brachyantha (malo sina) is the source of this 1901-nucleotide messenger RNA. RefSeq names its product cytochrome P450 709B1-like. NCBI's taxonomy places the organism in Eukaryota, Viridiplantae, Streptophyta, Magnoliopsida, Poales, Poaceae. Gene Ontology annotation, molecular function: oxidoreductase activity, acting on paired donors, with incorporation or reduction of molecular oxygen; iron ion binding; heme binding. The transcript has 3 exons. The record is from RefSeq and is a predicted model, not a curated record. Bases 81 to 1646 code for a protein of 521 amino acids.
ACACCACACACCACCGAGCAGCAGCAACCAGAGCUGAAAACCAAGCAGAAGCAAAGGACUCGCUCGCUCGCUCGAUCGGCAUGAACGUGGGAUUGGCGCCGUGGGGGGUGGCCGCCGCGGCGGCGGCGGUGCUGCUGGCGUCGUGGGCGUUCAAAGCGGCGGUGCACCUGGUGUGGAGGCCCCGCGCCAUCGCCAGGCGGCUGCGGGCACAGGGCGUUGGCGGGCCGGGCUACAGGCUCUUCUCCUCCGGCAACCUCGCCGAGAUCAGGAGGUUCUGCGGUGAGGGCGCCGGCCUCGUGCUCGAUGUCUCCUCGCAUGAUUUCCUCCCAAUCGUGCAGCCACACUUCGGGAAGUGGAUUCCCCUCUAUGGAAGGAUAUUCUUGUACUGGUUUGGUGCACAGCCAAAUAUAUGUUUGGCCGAUGUGAGCAUGGUGAGGCAAGUACUAUCGGACCGAACAGGGAUUUAUCUGAAGAACGUGACGAACCCUCAUUUUGUACGCCUACUUGGCAAGGGGCUUGUGCUCACUGAUGGUGAUGAGUGGAAGCGUCACCGCAAGGUGGUCCACCCAGCAUUCAACAUGGACAAUCUCAAAAUGAUGACGGUGACCAUGUCUGCCUGUGCUCAAUCCAUAAUGUCAGAGUGGGAAGCAAAGUUGGAGACAAAGGGUAGUGUCAUUGAGAUUGAACUGAACCAGCAGUUUGAGGAGCUCACUACGGAUGUGAUCUCCCACACGGCAUUUGGUAGUAGCUACAAAGAGGGGAAGCAUGUCUUCUUGGCACAAAGAGAGCUUCAAUAUCUUGCCUUCUCCACCUUCCUCACUGUUCAAAUCCCAUGGUUCAGCUACCUUCCGACCAAGAAAAACCUCAAGACACGGUCGCUUGACAAGAAGGUGAGGGGCAUGCUCAUGAACAUCAUCAAGAGUCGGCUCGCCAACAAGGACAUAGAUGGGUAUGGGAAUGAUUUGCUCGGGCAUAUGUUAGAAGCAUGCAUGCCAGAGCACAGUGAAAGCCAAUCACAACUGAGCAUGGAUGAGAUCAUUGAUGAGUGCAAGACUUUCUUCUUCGCAGGGAACGACACCACCUCACGCCUGCUCACAUGGACAAUGUUCCUACUCGCCACGCACCCAGAGUGGCAGGAGAAGCUAAGGGAGGAGGUGGUGACUGAAUGUGGCAGCGAGGUGCUCACCGGUGAUAUGCUCAACAAGUGGAAGCUAGUCAACAUGUUCCUCCUCGAAACCUUGAGGCUAUACAGCCCUGUCUCACUCGUACGAAGGAGGGCUGGCACUAAUCUUGAGCUUGGUGGCAUCAUGUUGCCCAAGGGCACACUAUUGACAAUCCCAAUAGCCACGAUUCACCGUGACACUAAUGUGUGGGGAGAGGACGCUGGUGAGUUCAGGCCAAAGAGGUUUGAAAACGGGGUGUCGAGAGCGGCGAAGCACCCAAAUGCACUGCUCUCCUUCUCGAGUGGGCUGAGGUCAUGCAUUGGACAGGACUUUGCAAUGCUCGAGGCCAAGGUUGUCAUCGCCAUGAUAUUGCAGAGGUUCUCCUUCACAUUAUCACCAAUGUAUAUCCAUGCGCCCAUAGAAGUGAUCACGUUGCGUCCCAAGUACGGGCUUCCUAUGGUCCUUAAGAGCCUCAAGCUCUAAGGGGAGAUACAUAACAUAUAUCCGAAUUAUGCUACCUUUCUUAUGCCACUUCAGUUUAUGUAUGAGUAAUUUCUUAUAUUGAUGUUAUUUAGGUAAUGUACUGAUAUAUUUCAUUUGUAAAAAAAUUGGAUGUGAAUUUAUAUGCUUUGCUUGUUGAUCGGGUAUAAGAAACUUUGUAUUGGUAGCUUAUCAACCAAGCAGUAUUGUUGACUUUCUAAAAAAACAGUACUUUUGAUACAAGGUCAAAAGAAGAAG